UGUGUAUCCUCCGCUUGUGCUAUAAUAACCUAGCUCUCCUAUUCUCAAUGCACAGCAAGGAGGAGGGUGACAGAAGACUGCCCAAAACACAGCAGCCUAACCUGAUUAGCACAGAGCGGGCUCCACUAGGAGGGAGAGGGGGCGAGCGUGACCAGAAUAAGCUGUUUUGGUAGCAUUGUUAUAAAUACAGGGAUUGCCCGUGGAAUCACUGUCUGCCCACCGCCUCCAUCUUCCCAUCCAAUCUGUCUCCAUCCAUCAGGGCUUGGAUGGUAAACUCGCCUUGCUUGCUGGAGGGAGCGCCUGUAGAUAGGACUGCCUUGUGAGAGAUGGGCUUGAUGAUACUGCCUUCUCUUUCAGUCAUCCCCCACUGAUCUCCAUUACACGCUAUCCUGGGCCCUCUCUUGCUCUCUAAGACAUUACAAUGCCAUCCCAAAGGAGGGACUCUGCGAAGGAAAUGAGUCCAACUCUGACUCCAGAGGUGAAUGUUGUCACAAGCUUCAGUUUUGACAGUUAUCAGCUGGAGGAAGACGAGCUGCAGGCAAGAAUAAACCAACAAGCAGAUGGCGUGCUGACAUUUAUGGAGCCAGGUAAAGAUGCAGGCUGUUCGAGUCCAGAGCCUCAAGAUAGAUAUCAUGGGAUAUAUUUUGCAAUGCUGCUCGCAGGGGUUGGAUUUCUCCUUCCUUAUAACAGUUUCAUCACAGAUGUGGACUAUCUGCAUCACAAAUAUCCAGGUACAUCUAUUGUAUUUGAUAUGAGUCUGACAUAUAUCCUUGUAGCUCUGGCAGCUGUUAUCCUGAAUAAUGCCUUAGUGGAGUUACUGUCGCUUCAUAUGCGGAUCACUGUGGGUUACCUGUUCGCUCUAGGGCCAUUGCUGUUCAUUGGUAUCUGUGAUGUUUGGCUUGAACUCUUCACUUUAAGACAAUCAUAUGCCAUUAAUCUUAUUGCAAUUGGAGUGGUGGCUUUUGGCUGCACAGUGCAGCAAUCCAGUUUCUAUGGCUACACAGGCAUGUUACCCAAACGAUACACUCAGGGGGUGAUGACUGGAGAAAGCACUGCGGGAGUUGUGAUCUCGCUGAGCCGCAUUUUCACCAAGCUGCUGCUUCCUGUCGAGAAGGAAAGUACUUUAAUUUUUUUCAUAAUAUCUAUCUCACUGGAGCUCAUGUGCUUUGUACUGCACCUUCUGGUAAAACAAACAGAUUUUGUAAAAUAUCAUACAACACUGACUAAGGAGAAAGUCACAUGGACGAAGGAACCAUACGACAAAAGCUUCAGAUACAGAGUACAUCUCAAUUCCAUGGCUGAAGAAGCAAAAACCGAGAAUGAAGAAAAUGACCAUUCAAAUGGUUUAGAAUUACAACCAGAGUCAGAUGCUGGUGGUACAUAUAUGAGGUUUGAUGUUCCUACACCCAAAGUGAAGAAUAGCUGGCCAAGCUUCAAAGAUAUGAUGUUCCAUCGUUAUUUAGUUCUACGAAUGAUCUGGGCACACAUGCUGUCUAUUGCUGUUACCUACUUCAUCACUCUCUGCCUGUUUCCUGGGCUGGAGUCAGAAAUACGAAACUGUACACUGGGAGAGUGGCUUCCUAUACUCAUCAUGGCCAUAUUUAACCUUUCUGACUUUGUGGGGAAGAUACUGGCAGCAUUGCCAGUCGACUGGAGUGGCACUAAUCUCUUCAUCUGUUCAAGUAUACGGGUGGUAUUUAUUCCACUUUUUAUAAUGUGUGUGUACCCAAGUGGAAGGCCCACCUUCAGCCACCCUGCUUGGCCCUGCAUUUUCUCCCUUCUUAUGGGCAUCAGCAACGGCUACUUUGGGAGUGUUCCCAUGAUCCUCGCUGUUAGACAAGUGGUUCCAGAACAACGAGAACUUGCAGGAAACACAAUGACCGUCUCCUAUAUGACUGGGCUAACACUUGGCUCUGCCGUCGCAUACUCUGCUUACAACCUAGCUAGCACAUCUCACAUUGUUUGCUUCCACACAGAGACUUACAACAGCUCACUACCCCCAGAAUUUUAGUCUCAAUUCAGUUUCUCUUCACCCGAUAAAAAAGUGUGAUAGCCUGUCAUUUAAAUGAUAAAUACAGGCACACAAUACACAUCAACAUCAGGCUUCCCAGCUUUUAGUAGGGAACCAACCAGCUUCAUUAUUGUUGGUGGGUCAGAGCUUGACUAGCCAAUGAAACCUCCUCUCUGAUGAGCAAAUUAGUAUUUUCUUGUCUACAGUAUACGUCAGACAUCCGUAACCGGAAAUGUAUGUCACUAAAACAAACACAGUUAAAGAGACAAUGAUAAAUAAACCCAAGAUGAGAACCGCAGAGACUUUAUGGCUGACGCCGAAAAGCCAAAUGAUCAGUGAAAUCAUGAGGAAAAACGUACAAUAUUUCCAACAUUUAUGUCUUAAUGGUGUAUUCAGUAAAAGCAUAAAGGGUAUUAUUCAGAAGAGAGAACUCUAACGUUCCCUUUCGCAUGUGGGAUAACUGGUAUAGCCAGUUGUUUUUACCAACAUAUAAAUAAAAAAAAAAAAAAAAAUAGAACAUAGGACGCAGCACAUGACUAUCUAAAUAGAUCGGUGUCCAUCCAGUCUACAUAGGUCAUACAUGUUACUGCAUUAGAUUAUUAAAUGAUACCAUCUGUAUGACAGCCUAGGUUUUUCAGUAGCAUGUAAUUCCCACAUUAAAUUACCGUUUACAGCUUUGCCUUAAGAUGGAAGCAAAGAACAGCCAGGCCCUCUGCUGCAACUUCAUCUGUUGUGGUUACUAUUAAGCAUUAAGCUGAUUUCUUGACAUUUUCCUUUUUUUUUUUUUGCAAUUUGUAUCAUCAGGGCGGUGUGGCAUUUCUAUUAUAAUCUAAAUUUCUUGUGUUCACUCACUGCAAAAAGACUAAAUAUGGUCAUGUAGUUUUCAUGGGACUGUCUCUUGCUAUUGGUAUAAACCAAUAUUUCUAUGCUGACAUGCAUACUUUGAACUAUGAACUAUGAAAGAACCUAACUCCUUACUUCACGGUUUACAUGAUCCAAUAUUUUUGGGCAAAUGCUUUUUUUUCUGUGUAGCUGGUUCCUUAAAUUUGGAUAUCCCAAACAGAACUUCUUGUGUUCUUCUCAGUGCUGCCUCAAUGAGGGCCCUAUUAUCCUCACAGCCUUCUAUGAUUCUCUUAAGUGCUUCCUACUGCAGAAUGUGUCGUGUUGUGUUAGAAUUUCGGACAUGUCCUCGUUCCUCACUGUCUGAUUGGAUAGUCAUACUUUAUGCCAUCAGUCUGUGGCCAUCUUGCUGCUGGGAACUACUUUGCUGCUGGGGUAUUCCUGGGGUAUUUCCCACAGUUUCAUCCUUUGCUGUUCAUAAACAACACACAUUUAUCGCUGGCACUCUAUAUCACGCUGUCUCCUGCCGCCAUGGUAAUGCUUUCCCAAAUGGACAUUUAACAGUGAAACAGGAACCAGGUAAAACCGAUACUGUGUGUCAUAACAAAUAAUUGAAUGCGUGUUCUUGACAUAUGGGUAACAUGUAAUGCUUGCUUACAUUCUAAUUUGUCUUUGCAUUUUUUCCCGGUCUUAGUUCAUGUACCAAAGCCCAGCAGGCAAUUCAAAUGCAUAGACCUUCUUCCCUUCUUUUCUGUAUUGUUUAAUGGUGAAUAUGUAAACUUAGUAUGUCCACUUUGCUUGUACUUCUUUCUAUUUUGUGAUAAUUGUCAUUAUUAUUUAUGUAGCAUUUGGGGAAAAAAUACUUUCAUACAAAUUCUCGACAAGACACUAUAUAUUUGCUUUCUUUAUACUUGAUAAACAGAGAACCUUCCGACAGCCUAUCUAACAUGCUGUUAUUACUGGACACUACAGUAUAUAUAUGAAAAUAUAAGCAGAACACUCAAUAUCUGCUGUUUCUGACUUUCACACUGUGCAUACUUAUAUCUUCUGAUCAGUGAGUUGCAGAAUUUGUGCAUUGUCGGUACAUGCACAACUCUAUGAUAAUAACUUUAAAAUAUGAAUUGCAAAGAUAGUACCUUAUCUUUGGGCUCAUGAACAUAUUUGGAAUAUCACUAAAGUAGCAGCACUCAUAGGAUGAAAAUCAGCCUCAUUCUGGCAAUUUUUAUACUGGGUAUUCGGUAAUUAAGCAAUAGUUUGCCAUGGAUGUUUAAAAAUUUACGCUUGCACUACAGAGCUAGUAUAAUCUUCAAUGUGAGAGAAUUAGAGACACUUUACAGUUUGGUUUCUUGAUUAUUACUUCUGUCAGACACUUGUCAAUGUGCCCACAGGCCACUGUUUAGAAAAUAACCACCAAGAGGACUUGCUAAAAGACCAGCCUAAUUCUAAAACAAAAUGCAAUAGCCAGCCUUGAAUGGACAUUGUAGAAAUUGUAACUGCUUCAUGUCAUUGAAGUGGUUAUAUUAUCUUGAGGACCUAGCACUUUCCUUCUGUAAUGUGUAAAACUGAUUUUGUUGGUUUAAUGCUAAACAAGAGUUUUCAUCAGCCCAUACCCUCUCUGUUGCUUGGGCUAAUAAGGAAGUGGCUAGUGGCUGAUAGUGUCUUGCGAUUGCUUUCAGCCUAUUAGAUCUGUUAAUUGCUGGUAUUAAUUGAAAUAUUGAAAUGAAUAAAAGAGUGUUUUAGCCAUACGUACAGUAGGGGCUGGGCUGUAUGGAGUGGAUCAACAUUGAAUGGGGGGACAGAGCUGGGUGAAAAGGCUAUAGUACUCAUAGUGUCCCUUAAAAGCAGGCAAAACCUCAGGGGGUUUAAUUGUGCAACAUAUGUGGAUCUACCUUUGCUCACCUGUGCUGUGAGUACGCCUGGUAAAAUAUCUUAGAGAUACCAGUAUUGGUAACUAUACUGAUAUUCUCUUUGUGAUGGGAAAUAUAAUUAUUAUCAUGGGUGCUCCUACAUUUGUAAUGUUUAUAUGUAUACACAGUAUUUAUUCCAAGUUUGAUUAUCUUUGGAAACACAGUAUUAGGGAGGAUCUGUUGCAUUUGUAAUGGUAAUAAUUGAUGAGGUAUGUUUUAAUAUAAAUUUGGUAAAGCAUUCUGAAUGCACGAUUGGCUAGUACUUUAUUAGUAUGUGAGUCAGAAAAUAAGUUACAUGAUGUCUGCAAUUAUUUGUGGAUUUUUCAGUGAGCUAUAUGUACUCCAAAGUCAAAUUAGGCCAUUGGUAUUCAAACCUGUUUUUGUUUUCACCAAUACGCCAUGAUUUGCUAUUAAACUGAUUUCUCAAUAAAAUAAACCCAUUAUAGAGUUGAUAACUCAAUGUUGAAAUAAGGCCAUCUUAGGUGGACAGGUCUUAAGAACACCACAUCUUGUAACUUCUAAAUGAACUACUCCUGACAUUUUUUUUGAAUAUUAUUACAGAUAUCCCAACAUGCAAAAAAUAAUUUCAGGGAGGUGGCUUCACCAGUAACUGUGCCACUCAUCGUCAGAUACAUACACUAACACUCAUAUACACACACUUAUACACACACUCAGAUACACACACUGGCACAUACGCUCAAAUACUCACACUGACACACAUAGAUUCCAUACUUUAUAGAUUUGCGGCCACCCUCCUGUUAGCUUACCUUUGUGUCCAGAAGGGUGGCUUGGGUGGGGUACUGGCGUUGCCACAGCCUCUCAUCUGCCUCCAUGCUCCCUAUAGAGCCGCUGCCUCCAGCCUCCUCCUCCCUCUAUUCCUCCCGGACAGUUCUCUGUGAAGCAAGAACCUCCGGGAGACUUGGGAUGUCUGUUAUUUUAGCAUAUUUACCAGCUCAUUACAAAUAUUCUACACAGUGACUUACCACCUGUAGUCAUCAUUGAAUUUCUAACAUGUCAAGACUUAACAUGCUCUUAAAGGAACACUAUAGCGUAAGGAAUGCAAACCUGGAUUCCCAAUACUAGUGUCCCUAUUUUAUUUAAAUUAUUUGACCCAGUAAAAAAUAGCAGGAAAAACAGUAAAGGUUCAAAGGUAUAGUCUACAAUUUCCUUUUAUUUCUAACAAGAGAAGAUGGGUGAAGUGCUGCUUUCAAAAAAUAACUUUAAUUCUUGCAGUUAAACUAUAAAAGAGUAAUUUAUAUUUUUAUUUUCUUGUCACCUACCUACUGUCAUUCUUAACCCAUAGUUUAUAUACUUCUCGGACGAACCAGGGUUUUUGUUUCCUUUAUGCUAGUUUUAAUCUCUGUGCUGCCGUUUCACUGUGUGCCUACAAUAAA
This is a messenger RNA of Pelobates fuscus (common spadefoot toad), 6152 nucleotides long. It is a transcript of the gene SLC29A4, whose product is annotated as solute carrier family 29 member 4. Gene Ontology annotation, biological process: nucleoside transmembrane transport. Gene Ontology annotation, molecular function: monoamine transmembrane transporter activity; nucleoside transmembrane transporter activity. Gene Ontology annotation, cellular component: plasma membrane. The transcript has 11 exons. NCBI's taxonomy places the organism in Eukaryota, Metazoa, Chordata, Amphibia, Anura, Pelobatidae. The coding region runs from base 422 to 2011 and encodes 529 amino acids. The record is from RefSeq and is a predicted model, not a curated record.